AUGUCAAAGGAGACGAAGUUACAUAAGAAGCCAGCCUUUGAAGAUAGUACAUCCAUUGUUCCAUGUGAUAUCUUAUAUCGUAUCCUUAUUAAUCUACCUGUUAAAUCUUUGUUACGUUUUCGAUCUGUUUCCGCACCAUGGAAUUCUAUAAUCUCUGAGGAAGAAUUCACAAAAGCUCACCGUGAUCAUUCCAAAGCUUUGGUACGUAAAAAACUCUUGUUACAAAGAGCUUUUACCUCCGAAUUCAGGUUUAUGGACUUGGAAAUUAGUCCACAAGUUGCCAUAGAAAGGCAACUCUUUCCUCUAAAGAUAUUCAAUGAUGAUCAUGACGUUUUAUGCUCACAUGAUGGAUUGGUACUAUUGAAGAAACGUAAGUCUAAUAAGACAUUUAUUUUGUGGAAUCCAUCAAUCAGACAACAACGAACUCUCCUAUGUCCAUAUCCGGAAGCUUACGAUGACGACGACGACGAUGAAAGAAUGCUUCCUUAUGGUUGUGGGAUGUGUUAUGAUUCUAGUACUGAUGAUUACAAAAUUAUUUCGAUCUAUAACGAGUUUUAUGCUGUUUGGUCUAUGAGAAAUAGCAAUUGGACAUAUUACUAUGGUCAGGGUAUUAGCACAGAGGAUUGUGUAUUUUGGUCUCUAAAUCAAGAAGUUGAUCAUCUGGUAUGUAAAGCUUCAACAAUUAUAUAUUUUGAUGUGAAGUCAGACGAACUGAAAGUACUUCCAAAACCAAAAUUUACAAGUGAAGAUGAUCAAUUGUUUCGUUUGACUACUUUGAAAGGUCGCCUCAGUUUAUACGGUAGAAAAACCACUGAUAAAGACUUGGACAUUUGGAUCAUGGAACGAGAUGGAUGGAAAUGGUUAAUGAAAGUUUGCGACGUACCAUUAGGGUUUUGCGAGCAUUAUUUUGAAAGAUACAGUGAGCUUUUGUAUUGCACAGGAAAUGGUGAUAUUGUAUUUAAAGGACCAACGAAAUACCAUUUCUCCAUCUAUAAUCCUAAACAACAACGAUUUGUUACAAAGGUUUGUAUAUCGAAUAAUUUCGAGUAUGAGUAUCCUCCUGUCACCUUGUGUUUGGAUAUCCUAUAUUUUCCCAGACUCAGUGUCGUCAUGCACGAGGAGGAGUAA
Molecule: messenger RNA, 1128 nt
Organism: Nicotiana attenuata
Lineage: Eukaryota; Viridiplantae; Streptophyta; Magnoliopsida; Solanales; Solanaceae
Product: F-box/kelch-repeat protein At3g23880-like
Exons: 2
Coding region: 1-1128 (375 amino acids)
Molecular function (GO): protein binding
Source: RefSeq, a predicted model, not a curated record